AUGAUAGCGAUUACGAUCCUUCAAUUAUGGUUCUAUGUUUUGAUCUUUGACUAUCAAUUAGCAGAACAUGCAGUUAAACUUGUACACCCAGAACCCGACUCUGUUUCGGUAGAAAUAUCGUACAACCAACCAGAACUAUCACCAUGUGCCGAAUGGAAUGCUUCGGGAAUUACAUUAGUCAGUGAAGUAACACAUGGUUGGAGCCCAGUAACUAUUUUUAUCGAUAGAGAUAAUACGAUCUACGCCAUUGCAUUUAACAAAGAUUAUAUUUACCAAUGGAAUGAAGACAGUGUUAAUAUAAGUAGAAGAAAUUUCCAUAAUUUGAUCGGACCUUUAGAUCUCUUUAUUACAUCAGCUGACAAUUUCUAUUUCAUGACUGGUUAUUCAAAUGCUCGAAUAACUAAAUGGAAUCCAAAUACAUUUGAUACUGUACCCAUCGUGCAUUUUUGCGAACGAUGUUUCGAUAUAUUUAUCGCUAUCAACAAUGUACUUUAUUGUUCCAUGGAAGAUCGACAUCAAAUUGCAACAAAAGCAUUAUAUGAGAAUUCAUCCACGAUCGAUAUUGUUNGACGUUUCUCUUUUUACUAUUUCGGUAUUUACGUUCAAAUUCUGAUCCUACCAAUUUUCAUCGUGGCCACUCUCAUUCAUGAACCUAUGCAUCGACAUAUAUUUGAAUACACUAAUGAGAUCUACGGAUCGGAUGAGAAUCGAAAUCAAACAAACGAAACCAUAAGAUACGAAACAGAAAAAUAUGUGUUAUGUGUUGUAACUUAUCCAAGUUUUGUACAGAAUUACAAUACAAUUAUUCUGUUUCUUCAUCUGAUUGUUCCAUUUCUCGCUAAUCUUUGUUCUACUUUAUAUAUUAUUUUUGGAAAUGCUCGUCGAAGAUCAACAAUUCAAACUAAACAAACAUUUCAAGAACUCGUCCUUAAACAAAUCGACGAGCACAAACAACUGAUCGUCAGUCCGUUGAUUCUUCUAGUUUUAUCAUUACCUCGUCUGAUCAUUUCAUUAAUAUCCGGAUGUAUAGAUGCAUCGAACAAUCCUUCAUUAUAUCUUUGUGCUUACUUCAUUUCAUUUACUCCAUCAAUGCUUAUUUUCAUUGUAUUUGUACUUCCUUCUGAUUUGUACAUGAAAACAUUCAAAGACUCGCUGCGGAAAUACAGACCGCGUUCUCAUCGAUGA
Messenger RNA from Adineta ricciae, 1185 nucleotides. The record is from the annotation of a GenBank genome assembly. Lineage: Eukaryota; Metazoa; Rotifera; Eurotatoria; Adinetida; Adinetidae.